AUGUUUGCUAAAAACUUUCCCAUUUGUCGUUCAAUUGUUACGAAACAAUUUGUUAAUUUGUCCGUGAAAAAACCCGUUGUUAAAAGUCAUUUGUCGAUACCAUUCCCAUUGUUUUUACAGAAUCGUCAUUAUGCUAAGCCGGUGUCACAGGACAAAGAUAAAUUGAUAAUUUUUGAUACAACUUUACGCGACGGUGAGCAGUCACCUGGCGUCACCUUUACGUCAGACGAGAAACUUGAAAUUGCGCGACAUCUUUCAAAUCUUGGAAUUGACGUGAUUGAAGCCGGUUUUCCAAUCGCUUCACAGGGUGACUUUGAUGCGGUUGCGCGUAUUGCAAGAGAGGUUGGUCCUCUUAUGCAUGGUCGAGAAAAAAUUGGCAAGCCCAUGAGAAUUGCUGGCCUUGCACGUGCCACUAAAGCUGACAUUAAGCGUUGCUAUGAAGCUGUAUCUUUGGCGCCGUUGCAUCGAAUUCAUACUUUCCUUGCCACGUCGGAUAUACACCUUAAUUAUAAACUGAAGAUAGAUCGUAACGAGUGUAUUAAACGCGCUUCUUCAGCAGUUGCAUAUGCAAAAAGUCUUUGUGAUGAUGUAGAAUUCAGUUCUGAAGAUUCUGGAAGAAGUGAUAGGGACUUUUUGUGUCAAGUCUUGGGAAAAGUAAUUGAGGCUGGAGCAACUACCCUAAACAUUCCAGAUACAGUUGGUUACACUAGUCCUGAAGAUUAUGGCGAAUUAAUCAAAUAUUUAAUUGAGAAUACGCCUGGAAGCCACAAAGUAAUUUGGUCUACGCAUUGUCAUAAUGAUUUGGGUCUUGCUACUGCUAAUACAUUGUCCGGAAUAGUCAAUGGUGCUAGACAGGUGGAAAUGACCAUUAAUGGUAUUGGUGAACGUGCUGGCAAUACAUCUCUUGAAGAAGUUGUAAUGAAUAUUCAUACUCAUCCCUCUUCAUAUCCGGUCUAUCACACCAUAAAUACCCAACUUAUUUACCGUACAUCCACUCUAGUCUCAUCUCUUUCUGGGAUGGUGGUACAACCAAAUAAGGCAAUUGUGGGUGCCAACGCAUUCCUUCAUGAAUCCGGUAUUCAUCAAGAUGGUGUGCUGAAGAAUAAACAAACAUAUGAAAUCAUUCGUCCUGAAGACGUGGGCGUCUUCAAUGUAAAUUUAGUGUUGGGCAAACUUUCAGGACGCAAUGCUUUUCGUUCCCGCCUUGAACAACUUGGUUAUUAUGAUAUGAGUGAAGAUGAUUUCAAUAAAGCCUUUGAUCGAUUUAAGGCUAUAGCAGAUGCUAAAAAGCGCGUCACGGAUCAUGAUCUUUUAGCUUUGAUAUCAGAACAAGUUUCUUCCGGAAGUGUACAUCGAUUCGAUUUGCAAACAAUUCAGGUUGUUUCUGGAACUCGUGACAUGGUCACCGCAACAGUCAAAAUUAUUGAUUCAGCUCUAAACAGAGAACUCAUUGGUGCGGCUGUAGGGCAAAAUGGUCCUAUAAUGGCAGUAUUUGGCGCUAUUCAACAAUUGGUGCAGCGUAAAAUCCGCUUGUUAGAUUAUGAAGUUCGUGCAGUCUCUGAAGGGAUGGACGCAUUGGGAAAAGUUGUCGUAAAAAUUACAGAGGAUGUUGAUUCUUCAAGUGUUGAAGCUGAUUCUAAUCCGCAAGAACAUGUUAUUGAUCGUGCAGUUAAGCCCGUCAUCGAACAAAGUGGGGAGACAAAAUUAUCAAAGAGCAGAUAUCAUGGUCAUGGUACAGAUGUUGAUAUAGUAAUGGCAAGCGCGAGAGCUUAUGUAAACGCAAUCAAUAGGUUGUUUGAAAGUGAGGUCAACGAAGAAAGUCGAAGGAGUUCUUUGAAAGAAAGAUUAGCAAAUAUAUAA
Molecule: messenger RNA, 1860 nt
Organism: Dentiscutata erythropus
Lineage: Eukaryota; Fungi; Glomeromycota; Glomeromycetes; Diversisporales; Gigasporaceae
Source: the annotation of a GenBank genome assembly